CAGGGGGGUUUCACUCAAACCACCCAGUCCCCCCCCAAUACGGGAAAAUUGGUGUCAUUUACUUCUGGUGCUGUUCGAGUAACAUUACACUUUAGACGACGUGCUAUUAUCUAAUAUGAUUUUCCAAUGAAUAGAAAUUUCUAUCCUUAUAACUAUUCCCUGAUUCCCUACUCUCAGUAUGGGAGAGGUGUUAUAAGCGUGUACUCAGGGCGGCACCCCUAUGGACAAGGAGGCAACGGUGUAGGGGGUAUGUUCCGCUUCUUAUUCAGAAUUGCUCCUAUUCUUAAAACAGGUGCUAAAAAAGUGUUGAACAGAUUGCUAAAUACUAGCCUGGAAGCUGGAACGCAGAUAGCUAACGAUGUAGUCAACGGGGGGAGUCUAAAAAAAUUCAGUUAAAUCUAGAGAAUUGGCUGCUGGGAAGGGUUUUCUCAAGGGGGCUAUGGGAGAUAUUACUCAACGAGGUAAUGGAAGAAGGUUACAAAAGAGAAAGAGAGCUGCCCCUAAGGUCAGUCCCCCUCCAACCAAGAAGCAGAGAACAUCAACUCGUAGACUGAAGACCAUCUUUGAUUAAGUCAUGGCCUGUGCACAUUCACUAUCCGCCCCUGGUGAAAACUCAAGCUUAAACAUAUUCCAAGUACCCCUAACAGAUGUUUCUAUCGUUAAAAGCAAAUGGGUAGAUUAUGAACCUAUUCAGAGUGGAAUAAACCCUAUAGAGUUUGUUAUGAAACCUCUAGCUGAUUACAUAGAUAUUAAUACGACUGAACUAAAGUUUGUGGUAAAGAUUGUUAAACGCGAUAAUGAAGAAUCAAUUGGUGAUGGUAAAUACACUCACAUAAUGCCCUCUACUCCAUGAUCAAACAAUUUACCAUCAAAAUCGACGAUACCUUAGUUACGGAGCAAUCAGAUACCCAAGCUUACAACAGUUAUAUCAAGACACUUCUCAACUUUACAGAUCAAGUCAAAAAUUCCUAUUUAACCAAAUCCCUCUAUUACAAAGACAAAGCUGGUAAUUUUGAUGCAACAAAUAACACCGCAACUACCAAUCCUGGUCUAAAAAAGAGAGGGACGUUCACUAGGGGUAGUGCGGAAGAGGUUAUGGUUGGUGUACCACUCUGCGAUGUGUUCAAUAUUGAUAAAUUACUGCUAGAUGGGAUGAAAAUAAAAGUAAGAAUCGAUCUAAACAGCGACGCAUUCGUAAUUAUGGGAGGUGAAGACCAUAUUAACUGUAGACUGAAAAUCGUCUCAAGCAUGCUCCGCGUACGCACCGUACGCGUGUCCGAUAGCACCAAGCUUAAUCACGUAAAAAUAAUGUCGGGGCCUAAGGCACUCCCUGCAGUUUACACAUUGGCGAGAACACCCACGCAUUCAAGAAUCAUUGCGAGGGGUGUGAUGAACCACAUAGAAACGGAUUUGUUCAAUGGGCUCAUACCACAGUGUUUCGUGUUUGGCAUGGUAAGGAACGAUGCAUUCAACGGAGACUUUGCUAGAAACCCCUUGAAUUUCCAGCUACAUGAUCUAGACGCAUUCAGAGUAACUGUGAAUGGGGAAGAAGCACCAUACUCAAUCAUUGAUUUGAGUAGUGGAAAGAAGAUUGAUGGCUACAAUACACUGUUCUCUGGAAGUGGGGAGAUGAAUUGUGGUCAUGGCCUAGACACAGACAGGGAAGAAUGGGAAAAUGGAUAUGCGAUUAUGCGACUAGACCUCACACCAGCGGGAAUCGGUAACCCUGACCACCUGAUAACACACAGAACGGGGAACGUUAACCUUUACAUGAAGUUUGCGAAAGCUACUGAGGCAGUGCUGAAUUUAAUCGUGUACGCUGAGUUUCAAAAUCAUUUGGAGAUAGACGGUAAUAAGAGAGUGAUCAACGAUCUGUCUCAGGGAACAUAAACGGAAAAAUGCAUACUACACAAGAGUUAUGGGAUGUAUCACUGCAAGACCCUGUCCUCAAACAUAUUAUGUAUGGGGUUUUUCCAAAAGAUAGACUGCCUAUCUUAAACAGAUACCCUGCAGCGUUGAUUGCUAAUACCGAUGAACACGAUCUACCUGGCACUCAUUGGGUUGCCAUGUACUUUAUGUCUAAGGAAGAGAGCGAGUUCUUUUGUAGCUAUGGUAUAACACAAGAGACGUAUGGCAUGGAGGAUUAUCUAAAGAGAGAAGUAACAAUUUACAACGAUAUGCCACUCCAAGGACUCAGAUCUGAUACAUGCGGAGACUAUUGCUUGUAUUACCUUCUUCAUAGGGCACGUAAUAUUGAUUUACGGACUAUUCAAAGAAAAUUUAGAAAAUUCGACACACGAUGGAAUGAUGUUCAAGUAGCUAGAGUCAUACAUCGUUAUUUCAAUUCUACUGUAUUUUCGAAUAGAUUCAGUAAUGUAGACAAAAAUCAAACCUGUGUAACUUUUAAACGUUAUCGUAACCAAUAAACAUAUUUUCAUUAAA
This is a messenger RNA of Nematostella vectensis (starlet sea anemone), 2442 nucleotides long. RefSeq lists its product as uncharacterized. Gene Ontology annotation, cellular component: cytosol. Bases 850 to 1890 code for a protein of 346 amino acids. Lineage: Eukaryota; Metazoa; Cnidaria; Anthozoa; Actiniaria; Edwardsiidae. Gene Ontology annotation, molecular function: ribonucleoside-diphosphate reductase activity, thioredoxin disulfide as acceptor. The transcript has a single exon. Gene Ontology annotation, biological process: deoxyribonucleotide biosynthetic process. The record is from RefSeq and is a predicted model, not a curated record.